Cyprinus carpio (common carp) is the source of this 1872-nucleotide messenger RNA. RefSeq lists its product as uncharacterized. The record is from RefSeq and is a predicted model, not a curated record. NCBI's taxonomy places the organism in Eukaryota, Metazoa, Chordata, Actinopteri, Cypriniformes, Cyprinidae.
GCGUCUGCAACAGGCUUGGUAGCAACAGGUUGGUCAGCAUGUGAACAUGCCAUUGGAUAACCAAAUGAAGAUAAACAAACCAAGGGAUACAUUCUUAUGCACUGAAGUUUAAGAGGGAUCUUCAUUCAGCUACUGAAGCAUUCAACCAGGCAUUGUAUCAAGGCAAUAGAGCACCAUGUGAAAUCGUCAUAAAAUGGCUACUUAUGUACUGUGGUCAGCAGUUGUCUGGACUCUCAAGGGCCUGUUUUGCACAUGGAGAUUUUUCUGGGUCAGCCCAUAUUGUGCUCUUAAAUCCGCAGCUGACACUGACCAUAAACCCCCAUCAAAACUGACCACAGCUGUCCAGGAUGUCAAGCAUCUUGCUGGGACAAAUGUAAAUGCAGACUCAGAGAAAAAGGCCAAACCAGAAAACCGUGUUCAGCAUAAACGCACAAGUGGCCUGUUCAAGAGACUGCUAAAGGCUGAGGGGGAGAUUCAAGAACUGAAGAUAGAGAUUGCAAAUCAGAGAGCAUCAUGGGAGAUGCGGUUUGUGGAGCUCCAAAAGAGACAACAUAAUCUUAGAGACCAGUUGACCUCUGAGAUUCUGGUAAGGACUGGAAUGCCGUACAGAGACAAUGAUUCAGAAGAAACAAAUGAAGUCUUUCUAGAGUCUGGCUUGGAGAAUGGACUUUAUUCUGAGGAGAAAGAACAUGAAUGUUCUAGUGAUCUCAGACACCAGGAAAAGGGACCUGCUGUGGAAUUGCUUCGAGAUGGUGUUGACCAAAAAAGUUUGUGUGGCAGUCAAACCUCCUGCCCAUCAGACUCCAGAGCCACCUCUGCCAUGUCUAACAUCAGUGUAAGGUCUUGGAGGAGCAGAGGGGGACCUCAUCGAGUGUUUGUACCCCACUCCCCUCUGGAUCUGAAGACUGGGCACAGGGUCCGAAUCAUGUUACCCUCUGGACACAUCAGCACUGGUACCUUACGCUACCUGGGCAAUUUGCAGAAUUCUCCCGAAUACCAUCUUGGCGUAGAACUGGAGUUGGCUGAUAAUGGACAACAUGAUGGCACCUAUGAAGGACAGCGCUACUUUGACUGUGACCCUGGACAUGGUGCAUUUGUAGCAUUCAGUAAAUUGUUAAUGGCUUGGGAGUAGAUGCUCUUAUUGGAACACUUAAGUGAAGACUCUUCAGGCCACUCAAGGGCACUCUUGCAACAAUUCGCUGUAUGGAUCCACAAUAAAGCGCUGCAGUGGUGACAUCUUUUUGUAGGCCAACCCAGAAGUUAACAUCACCCUGGUUCCAUCGACAAAAGUAGAAAUGUAGCAUACACCAGUCACAUGACUUCAAUGUCGCCACCAUUGAUCUACCAACAACUCUUUCAGUCUUUGUAUAAUUUUUUUUUUUUCCUGCAAGUUUGAGUUAGAAUAUUUUGCAUGAGUUUGACUAUAAACUCGAGGCUGUAAUGAGUAAGUUUACCUGUUUGCUUUGAUGAUGUUUAAAAUCCCAGACGACCUCUGUAGUCACAUUUAGCUACUUGUUAGCAACCACCUUUAUCAAGACAAGUAAAAGCUUAAAAAAACACAAGGUGGUAUUACAGGUGUAUUUUAUGUCAUAGAAUAAAAUGUGACAAUAUAUUGAGCUUGUGCUCACCACUUCAGGCAUUUACCCAAAAACCCAUAAAAAAAACAAAAAACAAAUUUGAUUGAUUUCGGGAUGAUGGAACCGGAAGUGCUAAAAUGCUAACUCUUUCCAGGUUUGGCCUACAAAAAUAUGUUAUCCCUGCAGCACUGCUUGUGAAGAGUAUAACUCUACUAGUAGAACAAUUUCUACACCACUAGUGUCACCAAAUGUAAUAGCAAAACUACGGAGCCCGGGAGGUCACCUGUAGGAGAAA